AUCUAAAUUCAUUGUUUCCAAUUUCAACAAUAGUUGACUUUGGCAAUCCCGUUCUCAAAUAGCUCUUAUUCCAUAUGGCAAUCAGCCCUGGAACAGGACCUUCCUCUCAUUUUGCAGUCUUUUUUACAGUUUUGGACGUUGACUGUUCCGCGACAGUUACGGACUUUGACAUCAGCCCACGAAUGAUCACUAACAAACCAUCUUAAAGAGGACGAGAAUAUACAUGAUGGACCAAGACACACAACAAUUACGCGUCGAAUCCCCGAAAUCCAUUGAUCAAGAUGUCACGAUGGAGGGCAUGUCUGUCAAAGAUGUCGUUUCAAUGCCGCCGGCACCAAAACUCUCAUACACACUCCAGUUCUCAUCAGAGAGCUCAGUCAUCCUGAACCGUCUCAAGAGCGAUUCCCAAACAGACGGUAAUGGGAAUGCCAGAGAGAACGUCGUCGCGCACUUGAAAGACACAUUGACUAUGCCGACACCUACUAAAGCCAAAGGCCAAUCCUCACUAUCACUCUCUCUCAAUGCAGGUGUGAAACGAAAACGAGAAGAGCCGUCGGAAAAGAUUGAUCUGACUCAAAGUACUAUCCCUUUCCCAUGGAAAGGCCCCUCUCCAAAUCAAAAAGCUACUAUCGAGGCUCAGCAUACCAGGGAGGAAACCCGAUGUUCAAUGUGUGAUGGUUCUGCUCAAGUUUCCUCCUUAGUCACAUGCAUCAGAUGUCUUGCAUCUUGGCAUCAAAAGUGCCAUUCUCCUUUGAUCAGGGAUGAGGAUAUGUCUUCUGCAAACUUCACCUGUGCGGGCUGCAUUGCGGGCAGAGAGCAGACAGUCAAGCUCAGAGGCAGAGUUAGCCAGCAGCGGCAACAUGAGAUCGAUCGGCUUCGACGAAAACGUCUGUCUGCUCUCCCCAAGGGCGUUGUUCCUGCAAAACCUCAUCUUGUGGGGUUUGGUGCUGGCCGGGCUUCGGAUAUCUCACGAGCAGAAUACUUUGAAUCGAUGCCAAAGACGGAUCUCCUUAACAUUUUAUCGUUAUGCGAUCAGCUGAAGCCAAACCUUCUUGUUGAUGUACUUGUAUCAAUCUCAAAACGGCAUCCUGAAAUGCCCAUGUUCGAUUCGCCAGACUGGGUCAGUCAAUUAUUAAACACCUCUCGCCCUCCUAAAACAAAGCAUGACGAGAAACCUCGACAUGGUCAUGUCCUUGUCAACAGAGCAGCAAAGCCGAAGCAAAAGACUACGAAGAAGAUCCUCAAACGCACUCGGGUCAUAGAAGUCAUUACAAGUGCGCCAGAGGAAGAUAAUGUUGAUAUUCUGCCGCCAACUUGGGCAAAGGCUGGCCAGGGGUUAUACUCCCAAUUACUACCUGACACGGAAGACAGGUCACUUCUCAUGGAUGAGAACGACGAAGAAUCGUUCAGUCACUUUUUGGUCGAUGGAGCUGGGCGUCAGAUCAUGGAACCUGUGGGUGCUUAAUGGGAAAAGAGCAGGCGCUGG
Messenger RNA from Fusarium redolens, 1486 nucleotides. RefSeq lists its product as uncharacterized. Lineage: Eukaryota; Fungi; Ascomycota; Sordariomycetes; Hypocreales; Nectriaceae. The coding region runs from base 224 to 1465 and encodes 413 amino acids. The transcript has 2 exons. The record is from RefSeq and is a predicted model, not a curated record.